AUGCGGAAAUACAACCGCACACUAAAGUCUCUCAAUGAUGACAACGAAAGAUUCAAGUAUGGAGGAGCUCCAGGAGGACCAGCAUUCCCUGGACAAGCUCAGGAUCCUUUGUAUGGAUAUUUUGCUGCAGUAGCAGGGCAGGAUGGACAAAUAGAUGCUGAUGAGCUACAGAGAUGUCUCACCCAGUCAGGGAUUGCAGGAGCGUAUAAACCUUUCAACUUAGAGACUUGCAGACUCAUGAUCUCAAUGCUGGAUAGGGAUAUGUCUGGCACACUGGGAUUUAAUGAGUUUAAAGAACUCUGGGCUGUGGUCAAUGGCUGGAAGCAACACUUCCUAACUUUUGACAAUGAUAGAAGUGGUACAGUGGAUCGUCAAGAACUGGAGAAAGCCUUGAUGAAUAUGGGAUUUAGACUGAGCCCACAGGCAGUGACUGCAAUCACAAGGCGAUACAGCACACGUGGAAAGAUUACAUUUGAUGAUUACAUUGCCUGCUGUGUGAAACUCAGAGCUCUCACUGAAUGUUUUAGAAGAAGGGAUACAACUCAGCAGGGUUUUGUGAACUUCCAGUAUGAUGAUUUCAUACAGUGUGUUAUGAGCAUCUGAAUCGAAAGGACAGAAGCCAUGGAUGACCACAAUUAACAUUCCAGUUUGUGUUUUGCUUUGCCAAAUCUUCCAAUGAUUGUGCCUCUCAAUAUGGAAACUGCUUAUUUUAUGAAGGUUUCUCUUCACACACUUGCAUUUUUUAGCUUUGACAGUGACUAUAAACUACUCAUGUACUGUCAUCAUUUAACUUUCAACCUGUGACUAUUAAAGAUGAUUUUAUUUUCACAAAUUUGCAAUUCACUAUGUAUAACUUGAAUUAUGCAGAUAGUAAGUUUUUCUGUAGUGUUUUAUUUUUUUCCCGUGAUUCACUAAUACCAGUUCCUGGAGUGCAGCUUGCCUUUUUCUGUCAUGUGUAUGACAUAAGAUGAUAGAUACUCUUCUGUCUUUGACAGCACAAGAUGCGUGUACAUUUUUUUUGUGUUUGGAAUGAUCAUUUUACGCUGGUCUGUUAGAACAUCAGUAAGUUUAAGUUGCUUAUUUUGGCAGGUAGUGAUUUCCAAGAUGAAGUCAGUAAUAACCAUGCACUGAGCGUAAGACUACCUGUUAGAACUUCAGGGAUGCGACAAAGCAUAGCAGAGAACUCUUCUAGCAGUGUGCUCUUGUAUAGGGGGCUCUUGUUCCAGUAAGAUUCUUGCUCUGUUUGUGUCACUAUAUAAAACACUUUUAAAAAAAACUAUGCUGUGUCAGUUUAUACAUUGUUUCCCUUUAACAGUGAACUUCUAAGCUACCAGACUUCAGUUGCAGGUAAAUUAAUGUUUCUGUCUGUCUCCUCUGCUGUAGCCCCUAACAAGUAGCCUUUCCUGCCUCUGUAUGCCAAGUAACACACAAUCCACUUUGAAAAAUUCUUGCCAGGUUGCUGUUUCAGAUCACAGCAGUAAUUGCCAAUGCCGUAGAAUUUCCAUGAAAGCAGAUACAGAAAGGCAAGACUUUUUUGA
Molecule: messenger RNA, 1538 nt
Organism: Egretta garzetta (little egret)
Lineage: Eukaryota; Metazoa; Chordata; Aves; Pelecaniformes; Ardeidae
Gene: SRI
Product: sorcin
Exons: 8
Coding region: 1-603 (200 amino acids)
Molecular function (GO): calcium ion binding
Source: RefSeq, a predicted model, not a curated record